Chlamydomonas reinhardtii is the source of this 4423-nucleotide messenger RNA. RefSeq lists its product as uncharacterized. Gene Ontology annotation, biological process: intracellular signal transduction; protein phosphorylation. Bases 300 to 2027 code for a protein of 575 amino acids. The record is from RefSeq and is a predicted model, not a curated record. Lineage: Eukaryota; Viridiplantae; Chlorophyta; Chlorophyceae; Chlamydomonadales; Chlamydomonadaceae. Gene Ontology annotation, molecular function: protein serine/threonine kinase activity; ATP binding. The transcript has 9 exons.
GUGAGCACACAACUUCUUACAGGUUACCUACCGUGCUCCCACGGUUUUCACACCUGCUCUUGCAUCAUAUGGAAACGGGGAAGACAAGCUCAAUCUUGCUUUGCAGUCGCUUGGCUGUAGUUUUGUAGGGCCUGAGCAAUCUCCGAUACAGACAACAAAAGAUACAAGUUCAUUUAUAGCUUGAAAGGAGACGAUUCUUUCCCAGUGCAAGUGGACCUUGCAGCCCUCGAACUCUUAUCGCUCCACAUCAUGUCCAUUUGUCCCCAACACUAGUAAGGUGUCAUCAGGCGGUCAAAAAGAUGGACAAAUUCGAGCCCGUCGCCGAUUUAGGUUCAGGCAACUUCGGCGUGGCCAAGCUUAUGCGAGACCGAGCAAGUGGCCAGCUGGUCGCCAUCAAGUUCAUUGAGCGCGGCGAGCGGGUCGACCGCAACGUCGAACGGGAAAUAUGCAACCAUCGCAUGUUGAAUCAUCCAAACAUCGUCGCGUUCAUGGAGGUGUUUCUGACGCCUAGCCACUUGGGCAUAGUGAUGGAGUACGCGGCGGGCGGCGAGCUGUUUGAGCGCAUCGUGCGGGCGGGGCGCUUCAGCGAGGACGAGGCGCGCUACUUCUUCCAGCAGCUCAUCAGCGGGGUGGACUACUGCCACGCCUCGGGUGUGUGCCACCGGGAUCUGAAGCUGGAGAACACGCUGUUGGACGGUAACCCCGCGCCCCGACUCAAGAUAUGCGACUUCGGAUACUCCAAGUCGGCGUUUGACAGCCAGCCCAAGAGCACGGUGGGCACCCCCGCCUACAUCGCGCCGGAGGUGCUGCAGCGCAAGGAGUACAACGGCCAGCCGGCGGACGUGUGGAGCUGCGGCGUGACGCUGUACGUGAUGCUGGUGGGCGCCUACCCCUUCGAGGACCCAGCAGACCCCCGCAAUUUCAGGAAGACCAUCCAGCGCAUCAUGAAUGUCAAGUACAGCUUCCCGCCCCAGCUGGCCAUCAGUGCCGAGUGCGCCGACCUCAUCGGCCGCAUCUUCGUGGCCAACCCCGCACAGCGCAUCGCCAUCGCCGACAUCCGCAGGCACCCCUGGUUCCUCAAGAACCUACCCGCCGAGCUGGCGGACCCCAACAACUUCAGCCGCAGCCCCGAGCCGCACCAGUCGCUGGACGAGAUCCGCGCGCUCAUCCGCGCCGCCCGCACCCUGGGCGACACCGGGCCCAAGCCCGGCGGCGGCCCGGGCGGCGGCGGCGGCCACCUGCCGCUGGAGUUCAACGAGGACGACUACAUGGACGCCGACGAGCUGGCCAGUGCGGGCGUGGGAGGAGGCGGAGUGGGCAUGCACGGCGCAGGCGGCCAGGCAGGAGGGCCCGGCGGCGCGGGGGCGGGGAGAGCGGGCGGCGGCGCAGGCGGCGCGGGUUCCGGGGGCGGCGCGCAGCAGCACGGCGGUGGUGCGGGUGGCGGCGGCGGCAACGGGGCGUAUCUAGUGGAUAACGGCUACAACCACCAGCACCACGUGGCAGUGGCGGCGGCGGCGCACAUGGGCUCGCCCGCGGCCAUGGCUGGCGGCGGCGGCGGCGGCGUGCCUGGCGGCCACCCGGGCGGUGCGGUGAUGGCGCUGCCCAUGCCCAUGGCUGCCAUGCAGGCGGCGGCUGGGGGCGGUGUGCCGCACCCGCACCACUUGGUGCCGCCCGUGCACAUGCACCCGCACGCGGUGGUGGGCGGGCCCGAGUAUGGCGCCUACAUGAUGCAGCAGCAGCAACAGCAGCAGCAGCAGCACGCACACGCGCAGCAGAUGAUGGUGGCGGCGGCGGCAGGGCAGCGCGGGUAUGCAUUGGGCCCAGGUGGCGGCUACGUGGCGGCGGGCGGCGGACCCGCCAUGUAUGCGGCCACUGGGCGUGUGGGCAGUCCGCCGCAACAGCAGCAACAGCAGCAGCAGCAGAUGCAAAUGCACAUGCAGAUGCAAAUGCACAUGCAGCAGCACGCGGGCGGGGCCAUGGCGCAGGGCGGGCCCGGCCCCGCACCGCAGCAGUCGCCCCCACAGUAGCCGGCCGGCCCGGGCCCGGGCGCAGGCACUGCACUGCAGCCGCCCCGCCUGGGCCUUGUUACAACGCUCAUGUCUUCGCUCCUCCCUGCCGCGUGCACGGCACCGGCGGAGGAGGGAGCCGCUCCUUAUGCAUGCACAUAUCGCAUGGCUUGUAGCAAAGGUUCUCUCGGCAGUUUGUGUCUAACUGCGCGGUGCAAACCGCACGCCCCUUUGCAAGGCGCCAGGCGGUGGCGUAAGAAGCUGCUGCCGGCGCUCUAGAACCCUCCUGGCUCCGGACAGUCCUGCAAGUUCUGCAUGUGAUCUGGGUUGUCGAGCGCGCCGCUGCAUCGGGAGCAGCGCGGGCGGCUGUAGUGCUCUCUGUAGUAAUGCCUCUGCAAGACCGCUGAAUGGGCCGGCCGCUGCAUGCGCAUGUAUGUGCCGCGUGUGUGCAGCUGUGAGGUCUUGUUACGCAUGUGCCCGUGGUUGGGGUACGGCAUCCACGGAGCUGAAUCAUACAUAAGUGGGGGCAGUUUGACAGAGUGGGGUGCCCGUGCUGUUAACUCAUGUGUGCAGCGUUUCGCUGUGCGGCAGUGGGUGUGUUGGGCGGGACGCGGGCGCACGUGCAUGUGUGAGCGUGGGUGUCGCACGCGCGUGGUCGGCACGGGGUUAUUUACAGGGCAGGGGGCGGAUGGCAAGGGGGAUCGCAUGUACAGCCGCGGGCAUAGGAAACGAGGGGCCUGUCAGAGUGCCUAUUUGGCGGCCCAAGGCAAACCAGCAGGCGCGGGUUUGCUGCAGAGGGGCAGCUGGCGGAAAAGAAGGUUGAUUAGGGCAUCAGACGUGAUAGCAGUUUCCAACUGUCACAUGCCGCUUGGCUUGCGUACUGCACACUGACUCCGCGAUAGCUUCGGCGGUGCAUACUUGGCAAUGCGGCACUAAUAUAGAUGCACUGUGUGUGAGGUUGGCGCGGUCGGUGCGGCAGGAGGCGUGAGCAGGCGUGAGCAGGUCGGCGGCGGAGGCGAUGUGGGUAAGAAAAUCCUCCGUUGAGAUUUGGAGGUGGUGACGGGAUUCAUACAAACAAAUGGCAGUUAACGCACACAGCUGCACCCAGGACAACAGAAAUCCGGGGCCGUGUGUGAGCGGGCUUGAGCCUCCAGGGAGUCGCGUGAGCACCAGGUCCUGCAGCUGAGAGCUGUGCUGUGUCGAAGAGAGGGGUAGCGGCGGGGGACCUCAGGCCGCCGUGCUUGCUUAUGCAUUGGCAGUGCCCGCGGUAGACGCCGCGGAAAUACAUACUAAGAUACACGUAUAUGGAACUGAGAAUUUGUUGGGGGCGCCACGAAUAAGGUUGCUGCGAUGGAAAGGUUCCAGAUGUGCGCGGAUGGGGCCGACUGGUGGCUCGGGUCUCAACACACGGCGCUGCACGUGCUCAUGUGUGUGCACGCGCUCGUGUGUGUGCACGCGCUCAUGUGUGUGUGCGUGUAUGCCCUGACGCCCUUCGCGGUGUGGGCCUGGAGGUGCGGGCAGUGCGUUGUGGCUGGCGGCGGCGGCACCAGUGGUGAUGGUGGUGGUGGUGGUGGUAGCGUUAGUGGUCGUGUUUCCCCCGGCCCAUUGAUGACACUGUUUGCAUUCGAGUUUUGUGGUGAUCGUGUCAUCCGGUUUGCAGUCAUACAGAGAACGCGUCGGUUGUCUAUCGAGGUAGGUGCGGUUAGCACAGUCCGCUCGCAGUUAGGCAUUUGCAGUCGUUCCGAGACCAGGCAGCAAGGUGAGCAGGUCGAGAAGAAAGCUGCAGGUGCGAUAAAGCGGUGCUCUAGGGCAGGGGUCGACAAGUGGGGACACGGCAAGCGCCCGGAAGCAAGCGCUUGGGCGGUUGCAGCAGGACGCAUGGGGGCCCGAACGUGACGCAGGUCCGCGGGGCAACCCAAGAUAUUCUUUGCAUUGCGUUCUUUCGGAUCCUGCGGUUACCCGCAGAUGCCCGUGGGGUCUGGAGUGCACAGGGCCCUGGUGGGGCCGUGAGCGCUUUGGAUGCAUGUGCACGGGGAGUGCCCCCCUGACGGGUGUGCGUAUGGAGGCUGCGGAGGACACCGCAGUGCGCACAAGUCCGCAGGCAGCAGGCGCACAGCAGGCGCCCAAGUGAGGGUUUAGAGGUCGAAAUGGUUGUUUCCCAUGUGCUAUUGGCGCUCGGUGCUGCAGCUCAUUCUUUUGCAUGGUGGUGGAGCCGGCCAAGUAUGUUUUGUUUGCGUUGGCCGGCUCUUGGAGUGGGUAGUGCUAGUGACGGUUGGUGUCUCGAUGGGUUCAGGGCAGCAGCAGAGUGGGGGAUUGGGGAAUUUACGGGCUGGGCAAUGUGGCCCGGGGCAAGUAACGCGGACACGCGCACGAGAGAACCGCUCCCUAAUCCUCCAUAUGUGUAAGGUGCUGUGGCU